Messenger RNA from Centruroides sculpturatus (bark scorpion), 3389 nucleotides. Its product is annotated as neprilysin-1-like. Gene Ontology annotation, cellular component: plasma membrane. NCBI's taxonomy places the organism in Eukaryota, Metazoa, Arthropoda, Arachnida, Scorpiones, Buthidae. Gene Ontology annotation, molecular function: metalloendopeptidase activity. The record is from RefSeq and is a predicted model, not a curated record. The transcript has 20 exons. The coding region runs from base 75 to 2300 and encodes 741 amino acids. Gene Ontology annotation, biological process: protein processing.
AUCCGAACGAAGGAAGGACGCGGUGUAAGAUGCGAAUUUAAAUGUGACGCCCACGUUACAACAAUUCCCGAAUCAUGAUUCGUGGCAGCAGUCGGCCAGAAGCCAACAGCGUUACCGCCAUCAAACCCGAAGAGGCAAAACUAGCUACGGAACAGCUCUCUACACGUUACAGGAACUGUCAUUGGUGGAUUAGAAGAACAAGAUUUGAAAGAAGUUUGGUUGUCGUUUCUUUACUUCUUUUUAUAAUAUGCACAGCACUCGUUUUAAUCAAUUUAUUAAACGAACGAAAUUCAAGAACAAGAGAAAAUGUUUCAAAUAUUUGCAAGUCGAAAGAUUGUGUAUUAACAGCGGCUUCCAUCUUAGAAAAGAUGGAUUAUACGGCGGAUCCUUGUACAGAUUUCUAUCAGUUUGCUUGUGGAAAUUAUCUUCAGCACAACACGGUUCCUGACGAUCAUUAUCAUCGCUCGACAAUACAGAGCAUGCAAGACGACAUUUACGUCAUUCUCAAAAAAUUAAUUGAAAAAUCAAUCAAUGUUAAUGACAGUGAAGCUAUUGCUAAAGCAAAAACUUUGUACUCAUCGUGCAUGAAUACGAGUAGCGUAGAAGACGAUUCUGUUUCAAUUCUUCUCAGUUUAUUGUCGUCUUCGGGAGUAGGGGAAUGGCCAAUACUCGAUCCUAAUUGGAACAAAACAGAUAUAGAUUUAGAAUGGCGAUUGGCUCUCUUACACGUUCAUCAAGCUCAACCUUUUUUGCAUACUUACGUUGCACCAGAUGAUAGAAAUUCUUCCGUUUAUCUACUUCAUGUAAUUUCCGGUUCUCCAGUAUUGAGUAUGCAAUACUAUCUGAACAAUUCGGAUCCGAACUAUUCCAGAUAUUUACAAUCGUAUAAAGAACUAAUUAGAGAAACAGCGAGGCUGUUGGGAGCCGAUGAAAUGGUUGCUAAGAAUGAUGUAGAAGACAUGAUGGAGUUCGAAAUAGCCUUUGCUAAUAUAUCAAGAGAUGAAAGUUAUGAAACCUCUAAUGAAAAUAGUUCGUUAGAAGAUGAGCACGCGUUUAAUAAAAUGAAUAUCUCACAAUUAGAAGAAAUGAUACCAGAGAUUAGAUGGUCUUUACUAGUCCAAUAUGUAUUCAAUUAUAUAGGAUUUCAAUCAGAUUAUACAGAUUUAAAUAUUGUAGUUCACUGCGAACGUUACUUGAAGCAGUUAGUCGUACUUCUCAAUAAUACUUCCAGCAGAACCGUUGCUAAUUAUUUGGCUUGGAGAUUUGUCACGAAAUACAUGCCCUAUCUGGAUAUUCACUUUCGGAGGCUUUAUUAUGACUUUCGACGAGAAGUGCCAAAUUUGUCUGAUGAAAGAACUUUCUUUGCACGUUGGAAAGAGUGCGUUCAUUUAGUCAAUGAUGGUUUCGGCUAUGCUCUUGCUUCAUUAUACAUAAAAGAAGAAUUCUCUGAAAAAAUGAGCAGAGAAGUUGAAACAAUGGCAGAAAAAGUCGGUUAUCCUCAAUACAUAACUGAUUCUUUUCAAUUGGACAGUGAUUAUGCUGGUUUAGAUAUUUCUGACGAUCACUUUUUAAAUAAUAUCCUUCGAAUGAAUAGAUACGAAGUUAUCAAAGAAUUGCUUAAAAUGACAAGAACUGUUGAUAAAGACAGGGAUUGGCUGGUCCAACCUCUUGUUGUUAAUGCUUUUUAUGAACCUACUGGAAAUUCAGUCAUAUUUCCAGUUGGCAUCUUACGUCCUCCGAUAUUUUCUCCAGACCGUCCCAAGUAUUUGAAUUUCGGUAGUUUUGGCGUUGUUGUUGGCCACGAAAUUACACACGGAUUCGAUAACAGUGGAAGAAAAUUUGAUAAAGCUGGUAAUUUCACUCAGUGGUGGCCAGAAGAAGUGAUCGAUAAAUUCAAAGAGAAAACUGUAUGCUUCGUCGAACAGUAUUCUCAAUAUACUAUCGAUAUGGUUGGGCAAAAUGUAAAUGGCAAUCAGACUUUAGACGAUAAUAUUUGUGAUAAUGGAGGUUUACAGCAAGCAUUUAAGGCUUAUCAGCAAUACGUGGCAGAUCAUGGUGAAGAACCAUCUUUGCCCGGUAUUAAUUUCACUAAUCUUCAAGUAUUUUUUCUUCAAUAUGCUCAGUUAUGGUGCGAAGUUACCAGCAAAGAAGGAAAUGAAAAAUAUAUUAAAGAUACUCAUAGUCCUGGAAAAUAUAGAGCCAAUGGUCCUCUUUCAAAUUCUUAUGAUUUUGCGAGUGCAUUUCAUUGUCCACUAGGAAGCCCUAUGAAUCCACACAAAAAAUGCCAAUUAUGGGGAUGAUAACUACAAUCGACGUUAAUCAUUUUGAUGUAUAAUUUAAAAACUAACAGUAUUCUGUAUAUAUAUAAAACUGAACUAGUCACAAUACUUGUGAAAUUGCAGUUAACGAACAUCUCAUAUACCAGAGUUUGAAUUAUAUUUCUACUCACGAUCGUGAAAUAUAAGAGAGUAAAGAAGAAGUUUUCACGGAAUGAAAAUUUUAUAGUUGAACACGUUGUUGGAUAUAGCAUUUAAUGCGUUAUUGUUAAGAAUUGUUUGUUAGAAAAAUAUUCUAAUCAUCUCAAAAUUAAUUUAUGAACUAAAAUUUAUCUAUAUUUAUAAAAGAAUAUAUAUUAAAUAUAUUGUUAUUAUACGUCGAAACUAUUUAAUUAUUAAAAAAUAAAUAAAAUAUUUUACUUUCAUCACUUUAUAUAAACUUCAAAACUUCUAAUUAAUGAUGCGAUAAGGAUAGAAGGAAGAUUUGUGAUAAGCGUCAACAAAGCUUCAAACAAAUUAAUAAUUUUGAGCUUUGUUUAUUUAAGUUUUUUCGUAAAUGUCGUCGUAGACUACAUUUACAUUUUAUAGAUCAAAAAAUUUAUUUCCCUCCAUUAUAAUAUUCUUCAUAUAUAUGUACAGUUUGCACAAAAACAAAUUGUUGUUACUAUUUAAUAUUUCAUAAUGAUAUAAAAAAGACCAAUAUUGUUCCUUUCCAUUGAAAUCUAUGCAGUAGAUGUUAUCGAAUUUCAAAAUUUUCUAGAUUGAAUUAAUGAAUAAAUUUCAAUUCAUAUAUCUGUUGCAAAUUUUGAAAUAUUUAAGUUAGAAUUACGAAAGCGUUAUAUGUAAUUUAAGAAUUAAAAAUCGUCUAGAGAAGUAAGGAAACUAAUUUAUAAAUUUGCUAUUUGCUAGGAAUUUAUAUCAAUGACAAAUAGCUUUCUUCUGUAGAAUUUUGUAAGAAUUGAAUUGUCUUGUAAGUGUUAAGUAAGUUGUUCUGAUAGUUAUUGUAAUAAAACAUUAACCGCAUAAAUAUAUAGCCAGCUCUUUAUUAUUUAUUUUAAUUUUUAUUGUGCAAAUCAGAAAAUUCAUCUGUAAAAAUCAUGCUUAUUAUUUUAU